GUGGCAGCAGCAGCGUUCCACGCGGAUCUACUCAUCUACAAUGCCGGCACCGACAUUCUCGCCAACGACCCUCUCGGUAGACUUGCCGUGACAGCGGAGGGGGUGCAGAGGCGGGACGAGAUGGUGUUCCAGUUCGCCACCAACCACUCCAUACCCAUCCUCAUGCUCACCUCUGGGGGCUACCAGCCCAAUAACGCACGCAUUGUUGCCGACUCACUCAUGAACCUAUCAGCCAAGCAGCUGCUACCACUUCAAGCCCCACCUGCUUCCUCGUGA
Messenger RNA from Closterium sp. Yama58-4, 276 nucleotides. The record is from the annotation of a GenBank genome assembly. Lineage: Eukaryota; Viridiplantae; Streptophyta; Zygnematophyceae; Desmidiales; Closteriaceae.